Onychostoma macrolepis is the source of this 720-nucleotide messenger RNA. Its product is annotated as putative nuclease HARBI1. NCBI's taxonomy places the organism in Eukaryota, Metazoa, Chordata, Actinopteri, Cypriniformes, Cyprinidae. The record is from RefSeq and is a predicted model, not a curated record. The transcript is spliced from 4 exons. The coding region runs from base 1 to 720 and encodes 239 amino acids.
AUGUCUUGCCUGUUUUUACGAGAGCAACCUGUUGCGGAAGGUGCGAGGAUAAUUCGCAGAGCUUUUAGAAUUAAUCGUAUUUUGCGACACGGACAGGAUCCAUUAGCACAGCGCGAUAGUGUAGUUUUUGAAAGAUAUCAUUUUUCACGUGAGGGUGUCAUUUACAUAAUUAAUUUAUUGGAACCUCAUAUUAAAAGUUUGACUAGUCGGAGUCGGGCUUUAACAACAGCACAAACUGUGUGCAUCGCGUUGAGAUUCUUUGCGAGUGGCACUUUCCUGUAUACUACUGGGGAUGCGGAGAACUUGGGCAAAAGUGCUGUGUGUCGUGCCAUUCGCAAAGUUUACCUGGCGCUCAAGCAGUUUUUAGGGGUUUUUGUGGUCUUUCCAAGCCACUUAAGACCCCAAGUUGUAAAACAGAGCUUUUUCGCCAUUGCAGGCUUCCCUAAUGUGAUUGGUGCCAUAGACUGCACACACAUUCAUAUCAAGGCCCCACCAGGCCCCAAUGAAGGGGAUUUUGUGAACCGAAAGGGGGUUCACAGUAUAAAUGUGCAGAUGGUGUGUGACUCGAUGCAUCACAUCACAAAUGUGGAAGCCAAAUGGCCAGGAUCUGUGCAUGACUCAAGAAAUUUCAGAGAGUCACAUUUAUGCACAUUGAACGUGGUGAUUACGACGGGAUCCUGGUUGGAGACAGGGGCUAUGCCUGUAGGCAGUAUUUUAUGA